AACUGGACAGCUCUCAAGUAUGGGGAUAAGCAAGGUGUUGCAGGGAAGGAAGACUAUUGUCGUAAGUGCAUCCAACAUCCAGCUUCUUUUGAAUGUUUCACUAAUGGAAAUGAUGUAUAAUGAGAUAUGGGUAACACUAAACUUAAAGCCUGCAGGUAAUAAAUGAUGUAUCAUGACGCAGUCAUAAUGUAUUGUAAGACUUUUGUCUCAUAAUCAUUUCAUGGCAAUCCUAACUAAAUACCAGCCAUUUGAAAUGUUGAUACAUAGACAUAACAUAUUAUAAUCGUUAUUGUAAGACAUUACAAAGGCUCAUAAAUGCUUAAUAACAAGUUAUAAAACAUACCAGCAGGCUUUAAGUAGCUUAAGUGUUACCGAGAUAGGAAAUGCAUAAGAUUGAUUGGAUUUAUGGGAAAGGGGUGUAAUUGUACUUUAUAAUGCAUACAAAGAAACUACUCUUGUAAUAAUACUUAUACUACUCAUGAAAUGCACUACAAAAAAAUGCUCAUGACAGUCAAAAGCAUACUCAUGUAAGGCAUAUGAAGGGUCAUUGUUUGGGAAAGUUGGUUUGUUCAGUUGGACUGGUAGCUUUACCAUUACAGAUGUGUGCCUAUUGUGUAUCGCCCACUCCACCUGCCCAGUGUAUUUGUGUGCUUUGCUAAUUUUUUAUGAUAUGUUUUCCACAGUUACCCUACAGUUUUUUUGGUAACACUUUACAAUAAGGUUCCAUUUGUAAAGGGUUUAUAAAGGGGUUAUAACGGUUAUUUAAUAAUUUGUAAAUGCCUUAUAAACCAUUAAUAAACGGUUAUAUCGCAUUGGCCAAAAUAGUGCUAUAACAAUAUUUACCUCCAGUUAUUAACCAUUUAUAAAUGCACUUAUAAAUGCUUAUAAGAUUAACCUUUAUGUAUCAUCAUGCAACCUUAUUUUCAAUGGCUGCACAGUUGAACAAUAGUUAUUUUCUCACUUUUGGGUGUGAUGCAUUGUUGCUCUGUCCCAGGAACAGAAGAGGUUGGUUUUUAUGAUGUGUCUUGACCGACCUUUGAAACCCUGAUGCCCUGGCCAAAUUUACAUCCAGGACAUUAUUCAAUCAUCAUUACCCCUUAACAGAUUACCAGAUUAUAUCAACACACACCACUUCUCUGUGAUAGUCCAAGUAUGGUGAACACUGUGGUGUGAAAUGGUGGGUCUUCAUACCCACCGUUCAUUGACUGAACAUGUUUAACAAAGUGUUGAAUCUUCUCUCAUGUAUAUCGUGAUGAGUACCCAAUACUGCCUAUAAGUAUGUCUAGCCUCUGCCUGAACUCUCAAAUCAUCUAUAAAUGAUUUACCCAUAUGAAUAACUGCUAAAAGUAUACCUUAUUUUAAAGUGACAGACUAUAACCUAUAAACAUUUAUAACUGAGUUAUCAACAUUUAUAACUGCAAAAGAUAUCUUUUUUUUUUGAAUGACAGACCUGUAAACAUUUAUAACUGAGUUAUCAACGUUUAUAACUGCUAAAAUGAUAACUUAGUUUAAAGUGGCUAUCCACUGACCAUUAACAAAUGAGUUAUCAACAUGUAUAACUGCUGAAAAUAUACAUUUAAAGGUGCAAUAUGCAGAAUUGCUCCGUCAUUUCCUGAUUGCUAAAAUUUUAAUAGUUUGCCUAAUUUCAGUUUAUGUAACAAAACAAGCAGUCAUUUUGUAGAGAACCAUUGCACCAUCUAAACCGCUGUGAAAUAUAUUUUCCAUAACCAAAAAUAUUGUAUUUUCAGCUGUUCGAAGCUGGUGUAUAAAACCGAAAGUAAAAGACGGAAAAAUGAAACGUAAGAACAGGAAGCAUUGAAAUAGCAGACAUAAAACAGAUCUACCACUUCUUAGAUUUGCUUUCAAUGAGAAUGACAGAUCUAUAACCUUCAAAGAAAGUGGAAAACUUCUGGCCAUUUAUUAAUGUUAAGUUACAAACAUUUACUCCUGAGUGGCGCAGUGGUCUAAGGCACUGCAUCGCAGUGCUAACUGUGCCACUAGAGAUCCUGGUUCAAAUCCAGGCUCUGUUGCAGCCGGCCGCGACCAGGAGACUCAUGGGCGGCGCACAAUUGGCCCAGCGUCGUCCAGGGUAGGGGAGGGAAUGGCCGGCAGGGAUGUAGCUCAGUUGAUAGAGCAUGGCGUUUGCAAUGCCAGGGUUGUGGGUUCGAUUCCCACGGGGGGCCAGUAUAAAAAAAAAAUAUAUGUAUUCACUAACUGUACGUCGCUCUGGAUAAGAGCGUCUGCUAAAUGACUAAAAUGUAAAUGGAUUUAUAACAGUAUAUAGAGUAGUCUCCUCAAACAUGCAAUACAUAGUAAGAACAAUUUUAAUUGCAGUGACUCAAAUCUCUAGCCUAUAGUGAGUAGCCUAGCUAAUUCAGAUAAACAGGGGUGUCUUUUUCUAGCCUUUUUAACAAUAAAAAUCAGAAUAGAAAUUGACAACAGAUUAACUAUUGAAAAUACAACAUAGGGUCUCGUGGUCCCCUUCUGUGUCUUCAUCCGUUUCUUUCUUGUUAAGUAUUUUCCCAUCCUGGAGUCUGAGACCUUAUGGGAAUGUGUGGGAGAGAAGAGGAAUUUAUGACAAUUUAGCAUUGACAGUACGGUAGCUACAUUACUCUACUAUAGCGGUUCCCAAACUAGGGGUCACUACCCGAUGUGGGGUCGCCUGAUAUGAAAAUAGGGUCAUGGGAAAAUCCUGGUAAAAUAUACAGUAUAUAUUUUUUUUAUUAAUAAUAUUAUAAAAUAGUCUUUGUCUCUCUAAAUCAUUGUAAUGUGGUUAACCUUAAAAAUCUAAAUGACAAUUAAUUAAAUCUAAAAGUAAAAAUUCAACCAGAGAGCACCCUUAAAUCGUGGGAAAAGGCCACACUUGACCAUUGUUCUUGAACCAUUUCCACAGUGAAUGGCUAAGCCUGCUACGCUAUGAAACCACACACUAUUGAGGGGACUUUGAUAUUACUGGCUGCAAUUGAUAUGAUGAAAACAAUGUGUGGGGACGCAGAGGCACAGAAACUCCCAUCAAUACCUUUGCCAGAUAACACUGUGAAACUAAGAAUUGAUGCUAUAGCUAGCAAUUAGGAGGAAACUGAAUGAACAACUCAAAAACUCCCCACCUUAUGCUCUCCAAAUGGACGUUAGCUGUGAGGGCCGAGAUGACCAUUCAUUGACUUUUGUUCGCUACAUGUCGGGGGAUGCUACUCACGAAGACAUAUUGUUCUGUUUCACAAUUCCUGAGCAUGAAACAGCACAGGGGAUGUUCAGUGUGCUGCGUGGCUAUAUUGACAAAAAACAGAUUCCAUGGGAUUUGUAGGGCCUUCCUCUGACACCGGCUGGUAUAGAGGUCCUGGAUGGCAGGAAGCUUGGCCCCAGUGAUGUACUGGGCCGUACACACUACCCUCUGUAGUGCCUUGCGGUCGGAGGCCGAGCAGUUGCCAUACCAGGCGGUGAUGCAACCAGUCAGGAUGCUCUCGAUGGUGCAGCUGUACAACUUUUUGAGGAUCUGAGGACCCAUGCCAAAUCUUUUCAGUCUCUUGAGGUGGAAUAGGUGUCAUCCAGCAGAAUUUCUGUAUUCUAAAGUUAAACAAAUUGCAUAGAGAAUUUACCUUUUCUCCUCUAUCAACAUUUUCUCUCUGUCUCUUUCGCGCAAUCUCUUCUAUCUGGACUUUGCACACUUCCAUCACGUCCAUCAUGAUUCUUUAUUACACACUGUCACAUGAUGUCAGUGUCAACACAACAUUCUGGACACGUUCCAGGUCAUCUUUAUUUCAAGCACGUUUCACAGAUGGGCAGAUCUCACAAAGUAGGGGACAUUUUUCAGAUACCAGCGAACCAAUAAUAUGGCUUGGGAUCUUCAGAUGAGGCCUCUUCAGAUGAGGCCUUAAAUAAGUGUACCAAUGCAUCAUCAGGGUUUCAAACGCGGGGAAAGAUACAUCAUGGGAGUUGACCAUUCGUCUGAAAACCAACCAUUUCUGUUCAUGGGACAGAGCAACAAUGCAUCACACCAAAAGUGAAAAAAUGACUAUAGUUUAACUGUGCAACCAUUGAAAAUAAGGUUGCAUGAUGAUACAUAAGGGUUCAAUAUUAUAUGCAUUUGUAAGUGCAUUUUUAAAUGGUUAAUAGCUGGAGGUAAAUAGUGGCUCACUACUAUUUUGACCAAUUUGUUAUAACCCAUUUAUUUAUGGUUUAUAAUACAUUUACAAAUGAUUAAAUAACCGUUAGUAUCGUAAUUACAAACCCUUUAUAAACCCUUUACAAAUGGAAACUUAUUGUAAAGUGUUACCGUCUUGGUAUACCACAGUAAAUGGGAUGCCCUUUUUUCAAAAAAGUUUUGUAAUAGAAAAUAGUACAACUAGUGUCUUUGUGGUUGAUACUUGUACUGAUACUGUGUGUGUGUGUUUGUGUGUGUGUGUGUGCAUGUGUGUGUGUGUGUGUGUGUGCGUGCACGUACACGCAUGUGUGCGAUUGUGUGUGUCUGUGUGUGUAGAUAGGUGCUUUGGCGAUCUCCAUGGUCACCAUCAUCCUAGGGCUCGGACUGGGGCUUGGUUUACAACUAGAGGACUGUCGAAACAAAGGUACACUAUUUCUUAUUGGGGCAGUUUCUGUAAAAAAAAUCACUUACACGACCACAAUAUGUAUAAUUACAAUGAUAUGUGAUAUUUGAUGUCACCACUUCAACAAUAAAAAACAACAAAACGAAGACUACCUUGGUGUGCCAAAUCAAAUUGGCUCGUGGGCCGGAAUUGGCCCGCGAGCCGUGAGUUGGUGACCCCUGUUCUACUGUAUAAACUGCACCUGUGAAAUCCACUGGAAGUGCUCAGUGUAGCUUCAUUUGUUCCAGUGGUUCCCAGUACCUCCUGCAAGAACAGAUGCUACGAGCCCUUCGACGAUGAGACACCAGGCUGUCGCUGUGAUACUCAGUGUGUCACCAACAAUAACUGUUGCUAUGACUUUCAGGACAUCUGUCUCCAACCAAGUGAGCCAUGUUUACUGUACCUAUCAGUGGUUCCCAAACUAUUGGGCACGCCUCCUUGGGGGGAGGAGGGGGGGUGCACGAGGGGUCGUCAGUAAUAGUAGAAUGCACAAGGUGCAAUUUCGAAAUUGCGUAGUGCAUUCUCAAUUCCUCUUGUCAUGUUAGUCAUUGCAUACCUUAGAGAGCUAUUUAUAUCUUCUCAGAAAUGUCCCGAACAACUGGUCCAUGUCAGCUAACAUUUUUUUAUUUAGCCCAUAGAUGUUGUUGUAAUUUUUUUGUCACUCAAAUAUCACAUGAAUACACAUUAGAAAUGGGUAAAUGUAUAGAAUUGCAAGAAAAUGUGCUUUAAAAUUGCAACAUUUUCUUUGCACCUCAUGACAGAAUGUGUAGAAUUGCAUGGAAUAAGCUUUAAACCUGCAAAAUUCUGGAACGGGGACCCCGAGUGAAAAGUUUUGGGAACCUCUGCCCUACAUCACCCACUGAAUGGCCUUUUUAUCCUUUUUAGAUAAAACUCAACUAAAUAUAUUCACGUCACCAAAUAAUUGAUUAAAACACACUGUUUUGCAAUGAAGGUCUACAGUAGCCUCAACAGCACUCUGUAGGGCAGCACCAUGGUGUAGCCGGAGGACAGCUAGUGUCACGACUUCCACCGAGGCUGCCUCCCCUCCUUGUUCGGGCAGGCUUCGGCGUUCGUCGUCACCGGCUUACUAGCCACUGCCGCUCCAUAUAUCAUCAUUCCAUUUGUCUUGUCUUGUCAAUUACACACACCUGGUUCUUAUCCCCUCAUUAGUCUGUGUAUAAGUGUUCCCUCUGCCCCCCUUGUCCUUGUGGGUGAUUGUUAUUUGUGAGAGUAGUGUAGCUCGGUGGAGCUACUCUCCCUUUGUAUUGCCGGGGUAGAUAUUUCCCCUGUGCCUGUAUAUUGUUGGUGUAUCCCGUACCGUGUAUUGCCAGGGUAGAUAGUUUCCCCUGUGCCUGUUUUUGUGUGUCGCUAUCCAGCGCAUUUGUGUACGACGGAAUAAACUCUGUAUUCAGUGAUUUACCCUCCUGCACCUGACUCCUUCUAUCACACUCAUCACAGCUAGCUUCCGUCCUCCUCUGGAUACAUUGACUUCAAUACAAAACCUAGGAGGCUCAUGGUUCUCACCCGCUUCCAUAGACUUACACAGUAAUUAUGACAACUUCCAGAGGACGUCUUCCAACCUAUCAGAGCUCUUGUAGCAUGAACUGACAUGUUGUCCACCCAAUCAAAGGAUCAGGGAAUGAAUCUACUACUGAAAGCAUAAGCUACAGCUAGCUAGCACUGCAGUGCAUAAAAUGUGGUGAGUAGUUGACUCAACGAGAGAGAAAGACAAUAGUUGAACAGUUAUUAACAAAUUCAAUUUAUUCAAAAAUGAAGGAGAAGCAAGAAAGAGAUAGAGAUUUCCUAAUUUUUUUCACUUUCAGUUGCACUUACUUAGCUAGCAAAUGCAGCUAGCUAGUGUAGCCUACUCAAACACCCUGCUCAAACAGAGGGAAGCUAUGUUAGCUAGCUGGCUAUGACUAUCCAACACAACAUUGGUACUCUUCCAAGUCAAGGUAAGCCUUUGCUAACUUAUUGCCAUUGACUAUACACUGUAACAUUACUGCAUGAUUGUAGCGGGUUUAUUAACGCGUUAGCUAUAUUAGCUAUGUUGACUAUGACGUUACGUUAGCUAAUAUGGUGACAACGAUGUAGGCUGUGUGUAGCGGUUAUGAUAUGGUUUGGCUUGGAAAGUUUUUUUUGCCUGGUCACAUACAGCUGAUGUGUUGUGCAUUGAAGUCCACAAACGGAGGGAAAAGGUGAGAAGAGGAGAGCGAAUAGAUGCGAGAAGGAAUACAACGUGGCUGCUAUGAAAGUUAACUGUGUUUACACGUGAUCAGGGGUGUAUUCAUUCCGCCGAUUCUGUUGAAAAACGUUUCUUAAACGGAAGCAAACUGAAAUAAACAGGGAUAAACAUACCUGAAUUUGUCCAAUAGAAACUCUCGUUUGCAACUGUUGGACUAACGAUUACACCCUAUAUCAGCUAGAUGCAGGCAAGAGUGUGCAAGGCGGUAUUGAAUGUGUCACUGUCUGUCCAUGUUUCACUGUCUGUCACCUCAAAUUUUUCACCUACGUUGUAAACUUUAAUUCAUAGGCUAGGUUGUAGCAACCUCAUGAUAUUAUAGGGAAAGUUCAAGUAUCAAGUAGUAGCCUAAACCUAUCGAUGUUACAUUGAACUGGGUGAAUGGAAUAUGAAUGACAGUCAUCCAAUAUGCUGUAAUAGAAAUAAGGCCAUUCUCAUGAAAAACUAAACGUCCUCCCUCAUCAUAAACGGCACUGACUGUCACUGGGUGUUAUGUCAUGUUAUAUAAUUUUUUAUGAUAGCAUAUUAUGACCGAUAGGGUUCAAUUCUACGAGUUUAUUCAACUAAGUAAACACCGAACUUUGAUGACAGAAUUGCGGCAGAACAGUGAAAGAAUCCUUCAUGAAUGUAUUUGGGGUGCACACAUUGGAACCGUGUUCAAAUGUCAGCUUAUUAUGGUUUAGCUAGCUUCACCCCUUCUAAUGGUUUUAUCCAACAGCUCAACAAUGGGAGUGCACCAACCUGCGCUGUGGAGAAAAGAGGUUGACGGAGAGCAGGUGCCACUGCUCCGACGACUGCCUGGGUGCUGGUGACUGUUGCACCAACUUCAAACAUGUCUGUCAAGGUGAGAAUAACUUUAUGAAAUGUACACGUCAAUGUACACAUUACAAUGUAUCCAUGUUUUGUGCAUCCAAUAACUUCAAUAGCUCAAAUGUUUGCAUUGAGACAGAUUUGGAGGAACACUUUAAGUGUUUUUUCUUCUUCAAUUUUCUCAUGUUUUCCCAUAAAUGAAGGAGAGACAGAAUGGGUGGCAGAUGACUGUGUGGAUUUGGCGAGCCCUAAAUGUCCAGCGAAGUACGUUUUAGUGCAUAAAGGAAUGCACAAAUUUUUAUAAACAAGAAUGCCAAGAUUAUUUGAAAAUGAUUCAAUAUCUGCCUGAAUUACUAAACUAAAUGUAAAAUGUAAAAUUCUACAUAUUUUCUAAAUGUUUCUAAAAUCUAUAUUUUUACCCUUAGCUUUAAACUGCAGCCACUGCUCCUCAUCUCACUGGACGGCUUGAGAGCAGAGUAUCAACAAACAUGGAGUUCCCUCAUCCCCGUCCUAGACAAACUGAGUGAGUCCCAUCAUCUCUUUGUUAGAUGGGAUCAGUUUGUACCAUCAUCCCUAUUAAACUGCCUUAACCAUACCAAUGGGCUUGCACAUGAGGGCUAAUCUUUUUCAAUAUCCUUAUCCCUCUAACAGGAACCUGUGGCACCUCUGCACCUUACAUGCAGCCUGUGUUCCCCAGCAAGACCUUCCCUAAUCACUACACCAUUGCCACGGUUAGCCUCAUACAUAUCCUCACACACAACACCAUUGUAAUGCACUAUGCCAGGUAUUAUUUUUUAAAGACCACAGAAUUGUAUAUCAGCCAAAAAGGGGAUAUUUAUUAUACAGUACAUCAAAUAUAUAAUAAAUAAAAAUAUACAGCAGUUUGUGACAUUACCAAAACUGUGUCAUCAAUUUUGACUUCUUCUUCACAAAAUUUCCGCUGUGUCAUCUUCAGGGCAUGUACUCCGAGUCCCACGGGCUGGUUGACAACAGCAUGUACGACCCUGUGUUUGACGCUUCCUUCAGUCUGUCAAAUGACGAGAAGUCCAACCCCAGAUGGUACCUCGGUCAGCCUGUGAGCCCCACCCCCUGCUUUCUGCUUUGCUGUUCACAUUGAGACCUUUAGAGAGCUAGAUAAGCUAGAUGACUAUACUUUUAUUUGGUUUCCCACAGUCAGAUUCAGGGCCUACUGCCAAACUUUUGACCAUAGCAUUGAUCAAGUCAGCCAGACGUCAAUAUAUAUUUUUGUAUUGUGUCUAGUGCAUUUACCUGUGUUACUGUAGUUCACAAAAUAACACAACUCUCUGCUCAACAGAAUGCUUCUCUCAGUAUUGAGCAGAACAAUGAUUCAAAAAUAUUAUUGCUCAUAACCUUGUCAUUGUAGAUUUGGCACACUGCCAGUUACCAAGGACUGAGAGCAGGAACCUAUUUCUGGCCUGGCUCAGAUGUCAAAAUCAAUGGCAGUUUCCCAGACAUCAACGUAGACUACGACGGGUAAUAUAGUCAGGAAUAAAUUAUAUUGUUUCUCAUAUAUGAAUAGGCCGCUUUAUUGCCCUUGGAUGAUAAGAGCUGUCCUUUUAUAUCGUCAUGUCUUUUAUUUAAUUUCAGCAAAAUACCUUUUGAGGAGAGGGUCUUCACGCUCCUGAAGUGGCUACAGUUGCCAGAUAAUGAGAGGUAAAUCCCCAUUUAAGGCAUCCCAGCUACUAGCAAGCCUUUAUCAGAGGCCUUCAAGCCUAAAGUGCAUUGUGUAUAAUGUCAUGGUGUAUAACAAUUGUUGUCCCUGCAGGCCAGAUUUCUUCACAUUGUACCUCGAGGAGCCGGACAAGUCGGGGCACAGCUUUGGUCCUGUCAGUGGAGGGGUAAGGUCAAUAGGAAAACAACCAGGAUGCAUCUUAUUAGUCUGAAGUCACUUCAUAUGCAAUUAACUGAAAUACCUUGACAGGUGAAGGCAAACAACAGGUUUCUGUCCACCAUAUUGCUUUCUGCUGCCCUGUGUUCUCAGAUCAGUGCAUAUUAAGGGAAGGAGAAGAGGUCCUCUGUGGUCCUCUGUAGCUCAAUUGGUAGAGCAUGGCGCUUGUAACGCCAGGGUAGUGGGUUCGAUCCCCGGGACCACCCAUACGUAAAAAUGUAUGCGCACAUGACUGUAAGUCACUUUGGAUAAAAGCGUCUGCUAAAUGGCAUAUUAUUAAGAGGUGAGGAAGUGACUGCAGACUAUUGAAAUACCUCUGGUGCAACAACCUGCAGGUUCAGGAUUGUUAAGCUUAUACUGUAUCUGAAACAAUAGUUUUAUCUACCAUUCGAGAGCUUGGGACAAAAAAGUUAUAUCUGCAUUUUUGUAAAAAUGUUGUUAUUGAAAAAGCCUUGUACUGUUCAAUGUUCUCUACCUAUAAAGUACACUAAAUGACCCAAUUCAUGUUGUUAAGUUCAAAAGAAUACAAUAUAAAAAUUGCUGACACUAUUCAAACCAAUGAGGGUUCGGAACUUUAAAGCCAAUUUAUCUCAGAAUAAUCUUUUUUCUGAUAGAACCUUAUAGUCCCAAGCUCUCGCAUUGAUAAGAUACACUUCAGACGCUCUGAAGUAAUUUGAUAGAAUGGUCCAUAAAUCUUUAUUAAUAAAAUAACCAGUGCUUAACUUAGGCAGGAGCUCACCGGAGCUGAGUACCGGCACCUCAAAUGCUCUACUGCUUGAGCUCCUGCACCUCUUACAGAAUAUUAGAAUUAAAACUACUGCCGAGUUCCUGCACCUAAAUAUAAACAGUACCGGCACACAAAAUGAGUACUGGCACCUAUUUCAGUCAAGCAUUAAGGCUGCAGCCUCAAAGGUGUUGUUGAUUCCCAUCAAGGACAAAACAGAAAAAGGUCAUGAUGUACUGCUUUGUUGUUAUGUAAUGUAAUCCAAAAAGGCUCACUUCUUGUGUUUAGGUCAGGCAUGUUUCGAAACGACCCUUUGUUUUUGUUCUCGUAACUGCUUUUAACAUGCUUUUAUAGCACCACAAUCAACCCCUGACACAACUCUCAUUUAUACAACACAUAACAUGCUGUAUACAACACACAUGGCUUACAUUCUAUGCUGAAUGCCAAAAGGUGAAAGUUCAAUGUCUUGAUCACAUGUGAACGAAUGAUGCCGUUGACAAUUAUGUUGGGUAUACUUUUACUCUCCAUUGAAAAGGCCCCUUCAAAUCAGUUGCCUUAUAAAUGCAAACAUAUUGUUAAAUCAUCAUGAUGCAAAGUUAUGAUCUAAUGACAUUUACGUAGUAACCCCAAGAGAAAAUUACAUCGAUUUUUUUAUUUAUAGAACUCAACAUUUGUUUUUAUGUAAUCACGCAUAAAUCACAAUUAAGUGUGUUUACCUUUUGUAAAUAGACUGGUACUUAACAAUAAUCAAGGUUUGAUUAUGUUGAGGGUGCCAUUAGCCUUGAUCAAUGAAGUCAUUGAAGACUACAGUCAUAGAUAUAACAGUCUCACAAGUUUCUCACUGUAUUUCAGUUGAUCGAGGCUCUCACAGGAGUGGACAAGGUCAUUGGUCAACUGAUGAACGGACUCAAACAGCUGAACCUGCAUCAGUGUCUCAACAUCAUCAUCGUAGCUGACCAUGGUAGGAGGCUAAUAAAUCAAAGGAAUCAAAUACAUUCAUGACCCUUUACCUCCACAAAUCUGACAUCUGGACAGCAAACUGACCUAUUUUCCUACAGACCUAGUAUAUCUAAAAAUGUAAAUCAUUUAGAAUAAUAUAGAAUUAGACUACAAACAUGAAAAAAUAGUAAGCAUUGUUGUAUUAGUGUUGUGGCUUAUAUUUCAAUGUUAUACAAAGAAGUUUGUGUGGAAACUUCAGCAAAAACUUUAUUGAGCUACAACAACAGGUAUGGAGGACACAAGUUGUGACAGGAAGGAAGUCCUCCAGGAUCUACUCCAGGUGGAAAAUGUUCGUGAUCUGUAUGUCUACGAGGGACCUUUUGGGAGAAUUAGAUCCAAUGACAAAAACCAACCCUGUGAGUGUAAGAACAAACAUAUAGAAAAUGUACCCUUUCUUUGUAAUCGCAAUAAAAAUGACUUAUUCCUGUUGUUUCCUUUGACAGUGGACUCGGCCGGACUUGUAGCCAACAUGACGGUGAGUAAGAAGCUACGAUGGAUCGUUCACCUUGAUUUAAACUAGCCGUGACCACCAUAUUGACUGGAAAUUCUCCAAUUGAGGAAUAAUCUAAUGUUGAGGCAAACUGAAGAUGUUCACAAGGGGUUUGUAUUCAGUCCCAUCAUGUUUAGUCUGGACAAAGAGCCAAUCUGAAAAUAUUGUUUUGUCCCUAAUACUGUAUCUGUUAUAGAAACCUACUGAUUGAUAAAAAAUAUUCCCUGUUGUUUUAUUGGGAUUCCAGUGCAAGAAGAACGAUCAGAAGGUCAAGCCUUACCUGAAAAACCAUCUGCCCAAGCGGUUCCACUACGCAAACAGUAGACGCAUUGAGGACGUCAGCGUGAUAGUCAAUCCAGGAUGGCUGUUGGAGAGGUACCGAUUUAAGAAACUCCACCCUACUUUAUAAACAUAACCCUGGUGUGGAUUUUAGUAGGGCAUGAUGUAGCAAAAUGUUGGCUUCUUACAUAUUUCUGUGUUAUGUUAUAGAUACCCAGGGUCUUUGACCUUCUGUGCAGGUGGAGCUCAUGGGUAUGACAAUGAUGAUGCCGGUAUGCAUGUGAGUUGGAAGGAGAUAAGCAUAUGUUUGAUCUUAAAUCAAGCUUCGCUUUCCAUUUACUCAAAUAAAUCAGUUAGCGAAUGAGUACAACUUGAUUGGUUAAAAAAAAUAUGCUGAACAAAAAUAUAAACGCAACAUGCAACAAUUUCAACGAUUUUACUGAGUUACAGAUCAUAUAAGGAAAGCAGUCAAUUGAAAUAAAUUCAUUAGGCCCUAAUCUAUAGAUUUCACAUGACUAGGCAGGGGCGCAGCCAUGGGUGGGUGGGCCUAGGAGGGCAUAGGCCAACCCACUUGGGAAGCCAGUCCCACCCAUUAGGGAGCCAGGCCCAGCCAAUCAGAAUGAGUUUUUCCCCAUAAAAGGGCUUUAUCACAGAUAGAAAUACUCCUCCGUUUCAUCAGCUGUUCGAGUGGCUGGUCUCGAAACAAUCCUGUAGGGGAAGAAGCUAGAUGUGGAGGUCCUGGGCUGGCGUAGUUACACGUGGUCGGCAGUUGUGAAGCUGGUUGGAUGUACUGCCAAAUUAUCUAAAACGACGUUGGAGGCGGCUUAUGGUAGAGAAAUUAACAUUAAAUUCUCUGGCAACAGCUCUGGUGUGCACAUUUUAGAGUGGCCUUUUAUUGUCCCCAGCACAAGGUGCACCUGUGUAAUGAUCAUGCUGUUUAAACCAGCUUAUUGAUGUGACACACCUGUCAGGUGGAUGGAUUAUUUUGGUAAAGGAGAAAUGCUCACUAACUGUGAUGGAAAAACAAUUUUUGCAAAACAUUUGAGAGAAAUAAGCUUUUUGUGCGCAUGGAACAUUUCUGGGAUCUUUUAUUUAAGCUCAUGAAACAUGGGACCAACACUUUACAUGUUGCGUUUAUAUUUUUGUUCAGUAUAUAAAUCAUUGAUAUACAGUACCAGUCAAAAGUUUGGACACACCUACUCAUUCAAGGGUUUUUCUUUAUCUUUACUCAUUUCUACAUUGUAGAAUAAUAGUGAAGACAUCAAAAAUAUGAAAUAACACAUAUGGAAUCAUGUAGUAACCAAAAAAGUGUUAAACAAAUCAAAAUAUAUUUUAUAUAUGAGAUUCUUCAAAUAGCCACCCUUUGCCUUGAUGACAGCUUUGCACACUCUUGUCAUUCUCUCAACCAGCUUCACCUGGAAAGCUUUUCUAACAGUCUUGAAGAAGUUCCCACAUAUGCUGAGCACUUAUUGGCUGCUUUUCCUUCACUCUGCCGUCCGAUUCAUCCCAAACCAUCUCAAUUGGGUUGAGGUUGGGGGAUUGUCGAGAACAGGUCCUCUGAUGCAGCACUCCAUCACUCUCCUUCUUGGUAAAAUAGCCCUUACACAGCCUGGAGGUUUGUUGGGUCAUUGUCCUGUUGAAAAACAAAGCCUAAACCAGAUGGGAUGGCAUAUCGCUGCAGAAUGCUGUGGUAGCCAUGCUGGUUAAGUGUGCCUUGAAUUCUUUGUCACCGGCAAAGCACCCCCACACCCCCACACCAUAACACCUCCUCUUCCAUGCUUUACGGUGCGAACUACACAUGCGGAGAUCAUCUGUUCACCCACACCACGUCUCACAAAAAUCACAAAUUUGGACUCCAGACCAAAGGACAAAUUUCCAGCGGUCUAAUGUCCAUUGCUCGUGUUUCUUGGCCUAAGCAGGUCUCUUUUUCUUAUUGGUGUCCUUUAGUAGUGGUUUCUUUGCAGCAAUUUGACCAUGAAGGCCUGAUUCACAUAGUCCCCUCUGAACAGUUGAUGUUGAGAUGUGUCUGUGACUUGAACUCUGUGAAGCAUUUAUUUGGGCUGCAAUUUCUGAGGCUGGUAACUCUAAUGAACUUAUCCUCUCAGCAGAGGUAACUCUGGGUCUUCCAUUCCUCUGGCGGUCCUCAUGAGAGCCAGUUUCAUCACAGCGGUGAUGGUUUUUGCCAAUGCACUUGAACUUUCAAAGUUCUUUACAUUUUCUGUAUUGACUGACCUACAUGUCUUAAAGUAAUGAUGGACUGUAAUUUCUCUUUGCUUAUUUGAGCUGUUCUUGCCAUAAUAUGGACUUGGUCUUUUACCAAAUAGGGCUAUCUUCUGUAUACCUUGUCACAACACAACUGAUUGUCUCAAAAGCUUUAAGAAGGAAAGAAAUUCCACACAUUAACUUUUAAGAUGCACACCUGUUAAUUGAAAUGCAUUCCAGCUGGUUGAGAGAAUGCCAAGAGUGUGCAAAGCUGUCAUCAAGGCAAAGGGUGGCUAUUUGAAGAAUCUCAAAUAUAAAAUAUAUUUUGAUUUGUUUAACACUUUUUUGGUUACUACAUGAUUCCAUAUGUGUUAUUUCAUAGUUUUGAUGUCUUCACUAUUAUUCUACAAUUUAAAAAACUGUAAAAAUAUGAAUGAGUAGGUGUGUCCAAACUUUUGACUGGUAGUGUAUAUACCCACAUCUUUGCACUGAGUGUACAAAACAUUAAGAACAUCUGCUCAUUCCAUUACAUAGACUGACCAGGUGAAUCCAGGUGAAAUCUAUGAUCUCUUAUUGAUGUCCCUUGUUAAAUCCACUUCUGUCAGUGUAGCUGAAGGGGAGGAGACGGGUUAAAGAAGCAUUUUUAAGCAUUGAUACAAUUGAGUCAUGGAUUGUGUUUGUGGGCCAUUCAGGGGGUGAAUGUGCAAGACAAAAUAUGAAAGUACUUUUGAACAGGAUAUGGUAGUAGGUGCCAGGCACACCGGUUUGUGUCAAGAACUGCAAUGCUGCUGUUUUUUUCACGCUCAGCAGUUUCCUCUGUGUAUCAAGAAUGGUUCACCACCCAAAGAACAUCCAGCCAACUUGACACAACUGUGGGAAGCUUCGUAGUCAACACGGGCCAGCGUCUCUAUGGAACGCUUUCGACACCUUGUAGAGUCCAUGCCACUACGAGGCUGUUCUGAGGGCAAAAGGGGGUGCAACUCAAUAGUAGGAAGGUGUUCCUAAUCAUUUCUACACUCAGUGUAUAUUGAUAUUUUUGUAUUUAGGAGAUGGAAAAUGUAUGACUAAGACCCUCUUUAUUCUCCUUAGGCCAUGUUCUUAAGCUAUGGACCCAAGUUUCAUUAUAAAACCGAAAUAGAACCAUUCUCCAACAUUGAGCUCUACAAUCUCAUGUGUGGUAAGUAGCAGUAAAUAUAGCAGUACAUUACAGGGUCAGUUGUCUGUGUUAUCCAAUAAAUUGUUUAUGUCAUUCCAUCAUUAAGUGGCAGAAUUUGUUGUGAAAGGGUUGGGUUUUGAUUAAUAAAUACGUUGUAAGUGGGGCGGGGGCUUGACCAUUCACUGGCCAAUCAACGUGUUCCAUGGCUUAAUACUGCAUGCGGUUGUCUCAAGUUGUGUAUGUUAUUGAUGGUCUUUUGUUGUUAUCAACUCCAAUUCGGCUGGGGGGCACGGAAUAUUCUCGUCCUAAUCCGUUUAUGAAAUAGCAUAGGCUACACUAAUUAAUAAUAGCAACAACAAUAUACAUCCAGUUUUGAUAAAUAUGUUUGGAGUGUUGGCAGUCAACAUUGUUGUAAUUGUUUCACCUAUAGGCCUCUACAUGUCUUUACGCAUCGCAUUUGUCCUGAAAUAAAAAAUACUAGGCUCCCCUUUAAAUGUAUUUUAGGCUAUAUUGUAAGGGUUGGGGUGAGGUGUGACCCAGGUGCGGUGCAGGAUAUACAGUAGGCAGUAUGCAGAGAUGGUGAAACAAGGAUCUUUACUGGUGGUCCCGAAGCCAAAAUAAAAAAUAACGGACUUAUCACGAUAAAAGAAAGGCGGAGCAAAUAAGUCUCCAAAAACCGGCUGACAGACAAAAUACGAAAUACUACCUAAGACUGAAACAAAUAACGAAACAGGGAGAACGCUUCUCAAGUACCUGUACAUAGGUCUCCGAUCAGACAUUGAGUAGUACUGCUGGACAUAGAGAAACUAGCAGAGAAAACUGAGUAAGGGAACACAGGGAAGUGAGGUGAACAGAUAGACACAGGUGACACCAAUAGGAUGAUGAUUAGUCCAGACUGUGAGUGUGCCUAAGGUUGUCGGAGGAUGACACCUAGUGGGUCGCUCCGGAAUUGCGACCCCCUCCUGUAACACUAUAUGUGAGGCUCGUUCGCAAUAAGCAAGAUAUAAGCCUAACCACCAUUGAUAUUGCAUUAUAGGACUGAAUAUUUUGAAUAGGUUUGGAGGAGCGCAUCUUUGGUAACCCCACUAACCGGACAAUAGGCGCUCUUUGUAAAUGGGGACAGAUACAAGUGAAAUGGAGUAUGCCGGUAGGCCUAUAUUAAUUGUGAAUAAUGCAAAAGGAUGACAGCAAAAGCCUCUUGAGAAGACCACUUAGAAACCUUUUAUGGAUAGGCUCCUUGGCUAAUGCAUGGCCAGGAUAAGGAAGACACUUGACGCAUUGCUGUUGAACCAGUUUUCGUUAUAGUAGGGUAAGAGUAGCCUACUGAGGGUUUGGUUUUUAAUCGAAUGAAAUGGAAAACAAGUUAAUGUUACAGGAAAAUAACUUAAAUGUUUCUAAAUACAAGGGCAUUAUCUCAUCUCUCGUUCCAUGAUGGGCAUAUCGACAUGUAUUCUACAUGGAGGGGGUUUUAUACACAUUCAAAAUAAUAACAGGAGCUGGCUAAAAUGAUGUACAAUACAUAUAUACAAAAGGGGAUGUCUGCUUACUGUUUUACUGCUCCCUUGAUCUUUUUAAUAAACCUUUGGUGAUAAAGAUUUAUUUCAAAACGGUCUCAUGAGCCAACCCUUUAUUGAUAGUCUUGGCUACUUAGUGAAUGCAUUGGGCAGGAUAAAAAAAAAAAAUCUUCAUUGAGGAUAUGCUUGGUUUUUAAUCAAAUGAAACAAAAUGGUAAAAAAAAUACAUUAGUUUUGGGGGUUUCUAAAUAGGAGGUUCACCGCACAAAAAAGCACAUCUCUCUUGUUCCAUUGGCAUUUGGGCACUAUGCAUCACGUCUGAAUAGACUACACUUCCGCUGUCAAAAUCCAUGCCAUAACCAACCUUGUUACUGCCAAGUAUAGCUUUUGGUGAGUCUUAAAUCUCCCUAUUUGUGCUAAAUGAAAUUGUCACUUUUGCGCUAGUUUUUAAGGACACACUUCAAAUAUUGCCAACCCUCCCACCUCAGCACAAGCGAGCUGAUGUAAGACAGGAAAAUUGCUGAUCCUGGCGCAAGGGGUGGAAAAUGCCAGAGCUACAGUUCUUACAUGUCAAAAUUUGACACUUGCGCCGCUUUAGCGCCAGCCGAAAAUAGAUCUCCUAGUAUUUGAACACUGCAUUGUUGAGAAAGAGCUUGUAAGGAAGCAUUUCGCUGGACUGUUUUACAACUGUUGUAUCCGGUACAAACGACAAAUAAGCUUUAAUUUGAUUUGAUCUCAAACAUGUAUAGUAUGUGCAUUGUAAAAUUGUCCAUGUGAAACCCUUUCAGAUGUGUUGGGGAUCUCCCCAUCCCAGAACAAUGGAAGCCACGGCAGUAUGAACCAUCUCCUGAGGACUCCCCGGCACAUUCCCAUACACCCCGCAGAGCAGACAACCCCUGGGCAGUGCCCUCUGGUGAUCCUUGAACCCGUAGAUGCCCUGAACCUGCAAAUGCCCCUCCCUGGUAGUACCCCUUGCUUACAUUGAAUAUAGCAAACGUUAGGAACACCUUCCUAAUAUGGAGAUGCACCCCCUUUUGCCCUCAGAACAGCCUCAAUUCGACAAGGCAUGUUCAUCUAAAAUGUAAUCUAUGUAAUCCCCAACAGUAAUGAUUUAUCAUUAGAGGACCAUAAACAAUAUUUACUAAUGCUGCAUACGCCAAGAAAGGUUAAAAACUCACCUUUCUGGUCAAAUGUUUUAUAAAUUGCUGACAAGCGCAAGUACACAGUACAAAUUUGAUACAAAUAUGAAAAUAUGAAAUAUGUUAUAUGACGUAUUUCCUAUUCAAUAAAACUGUAUGAAUAAGGCUUGAAAUGACUUAUAUGCUUUCCAAAUAUAGUAUAAUCAAAUUAUAAAACCAAUAACUAUAAGAUUUCACCUUCCCUAUAACUGUAAAAUACAUAUUUCUAUCACACAGAGCUCUAUAGCUUGGCUUCUUGAAGUUGUUAGGAACUCGCCUUUCAUCUAAUAUUAAUCUUGUCCAUCUAUGACAACCAGAAAGUGUCUUUUGUUCUAAAUUAUUUUAGAUUAAUGACUAUAAAUCAAUCUCUGAAUGUGCUAUAGCUCCUGCUGCGCUACGAUGUAAGGAUUGCUGACACGUGCUUUGUCAGUGGCUGUGAAGUAGGGUUUAGCCAGGAGUUGAUGGACAGUCAGAAGAGCAAAUGAAAUGGUAGGAGGGACAGCCCAGCUUCAAGUGGUUUCAGAUUUCACAUCCUACUACUGUAUACUGCUGUGUCCGUGGGAAACAGGGCUAUCUCUCAAUGCAAACCAUUUCGAUCUACGUUGUCCACAGAUCGAUUUAUAAGCAAAAAUGUUUGUCAGAACAACUGAAAAAGGUUGAACUUUCACCGGCUGCAGGGCCUGACUUCAUGGCAACCCCCUUGCACGUAUCAAGUGAAGGAGCCUUUAGGAUUAGAUACAGCACAGGGUUUUCUUCUCCCAUGAUAAGACCAGGUGGUAGAGUUUCACUUGGUAGGCCUCCUGUUGACCCACUGUUGGCUGGUGGCACAUGUACUGUCUCAACUCUGGUGGUGUUGUCCACACAUUAACUGUCACAGAAAAUUAUCUGUUAUUGAUAUUUUAUCCUUGAAUAGACUUUGAAGCAGUGGCAUAACCAUACAUUUGUUGGUGGGUGGGCCUACAGAAACUCAAUCUGAGUGGGUCGGCCUGGCUCCCUAGUGGGUGGCCCACCCAUGCCUACACCGCUGCUUUGAAGUUACAGUAUACACCUCUUAAUACUAUAGUGAUAAGAAGCUGGUAUAAUACAGUACAGUAUAUUAAGCACAUAUUAAUUACCCCAACCAUAGAAUGUCUCUGUCUCCAAUGUUGUUGAUAUUAAUUAAAAUAUCAACAUUGUCAGAGUCUUAUCUGUAACAGCAUCAUAUCUUGUUUCUUUCCAGGGUGGAACUAAUCCAAAUAGUCGUCUGAAUCUGACAGCUGCUGAAGGUAAAGAUUAUGUGAGAGACAUUGUGGACAGAUUAUUGUCGGAAUAUUGUCAUGAUUAACAAUCAAUUAUGAUACCAGAUCGUACAUUGAGUUUAGGAAGAAUACGUAAUUAUAAACCGGUUGUUUUGAGCCCUGAAUGCUGAUUGGCUGAAAGCCGUGGUAUACCACGGGUAUGAACAAAACAUAUUUUUUACUGUUUUAAUUACAUCGGUAACCAGUUUACAAUAGCAAUAAGGCACCUCAGGGGUUUGUGGUAUACCGUAAAACUUCAAUUAAUCGCAGUCUCAAAUAGUCACCUGUCCCUUUUAAUAACCGGGCAAGGGCACACAUUUCAGCAAAUAAACGCCUGUUUCAAAUAAACGCCCUGUCUAAUUGAAUUGUUUACGAGGUUACUAUGAAUUACCAUGAAUUGUUUACAAGAUUUUAAUGUUUGAUUUGUUAAAUAAAUAAUUCAGUAAUGACUUGAAAAAACUAUGGCAAUAAUCCGUUUUUAUAGCCAGUAAGAAACUGCUAGCCAUUGACUGCUAACAGCUGAACACUGCUAGCUAACAGGCAAGCACAAAAGUAGUCAACAACUUCAGGAGUACAGACCCCAAGAAAUCGUCAGAUCGCCCUCUAGUGGUGAAAGUAAGACCUGCCGUAAAUGAACAGUCAAAUAGGAAAAUAGUUAUUCUGUCAAGAAACGUGACACAGUGUGUAAAUGAUAAGACGUUAGUGCAGGAAAUGAAGAAAUUGAUUAAAAUGCUGGAUGUGAACGCUGGAAUUAAACAAUUAACUAUGCAAAUGAGCAAAAGCUGAGAGCAUUAAGGAAAUAGACACCUGGCUCAAAUAGCGCCUGUUGUGUCCAGUGUUUUUAGCAAAUAAACGCCUGGGCUAUUAAUUUAAGUUUUACAUUAUGGCCAAUAUACCACGGCUAAUAGCUGUAUACAGGCACUCCGCGUUGCAUGGAUGUCAACCCCAGCACAUGUUCAUGUCAUUGUUACCGAUCAACUGCAUUACAGUUCAAAAUGAUUUUGACUACCACCACCGAUUUCUGUAUGCUAGUUAUGUUAACCAGCUUAUACAAAUGGAAUUUAGCAUUUAGCAGUCACUUCUUAACCUGAAAAGGGACAACUUCUACAUGUUAUGCAGCGAAAACAGCCAAAUAUAUCAAAAUCAACUUAAGGAACCACAUACAAUACAUCAAUCAUGACGAAUUUAAAGAAUAUCCACUUUGUUAGAUCAGAUUUGUUGAAUGUGUGCCAAUCUCGUCAAUGCGAUUGCAUCCCAUUGACUCCUUUACCGCAUCUAUGGCAUUGUUGAAUACCCGUUCCUGAUUGCCUUGAAGGGCAUUCUAGAGUGUGCAUUAUUUAAUGUGUUAAUGCCCGAGAAGCCGGUGUUUGGAGGAUAUAUUGGCACGGGUGUUGUUAGGCCCGUGCCAAUAUAUCCUCCAAACACCGUCUUCGAGGGCAUUAUCACUUUUAUACAAUGGGUUACCAACAUAUUCAAAUAAUGAUUGACAUAUUUUCAUUAAAAACGUUAUUUUGAUUAAUUUAUCCUUCCACAAGAUAUAGUCCCGACACAAAUCUAGGGUUGUUACCCAAGCUGGCUGCCGUUUGUUCUAUCGGUUCGGUUGCCAGAAACGCGACCCAGUCGUUCAGUCUUUUUGUUCUGUAUCAAUGGACGAGUCCCAGUCAUUCAUUCUAAAUGUUCCAUUGCCAUACUGGCUGGUAACGUUCUUAUCCCUUGCUUGCUAGCUACCAACUACGGCUAACUUAAAGUCAAGUCAAAAGUGCAGCCAGGGGCCUCCCGAGUGGCGCAGUAAAUAAAUAAUUUAAAUAAUUCAGUAAUGACUCGAAAAAACUAUGGCAAUAAUCCGUUUUUAUAGCCAGUAAGAAACUGCUAGCCAUUGGCUGCUAACAGCUGAACACUGCUAGCUAACUGGCAAGCACAAAAGUAGUCAACAACUUCAGGAGUACAGACCCCAAGAAAUCGUCAGAUCGCCCUCUAGUGGUGAAAGUAAGACCUGCCGUAAAUGAACAGUCAAAUAGGAAAAUAGUUAUUCUGUCAAGGAUUUUUUGUUUUUUUAUAGAGCCAUACUAAGACAAAAGAAACGUGACACAGUGUGUAAAUCAGGGGUGUCAAACGUACGGCCCGCGGGCCGGAUCAGGCCCGCAAACGGGUUUAAUCCGGCCCGCGAGAUGAUUUAGAAAAAAUAAAAUAAAAUAAAAAUUUUUUUUUUUUUUUUUUUUUUAAGUAUAAAAAUGCGCUGCAAUUUUUCAAUAAAAUAAACUGCUGUUCCAAUUGCGUCCACUGGAUGGCGCAAUAGCAAUUGUGUUAAGCAAGCAAACUGUUUAUACCGGGGCAGAGCAAGUAGGUCAAGCACGUGCAGCCAAUGAGCUACUUUGUUUUGCCCGCGAUAUUUAUUACGGCUUCUACUUUUAACAUUAUGUGCUUUGGCACCCUCAUUGCCCCAAUAUGUCUCUGUCAAAAAAGAGAAAAGUGGACGCAGAGUGUUCCAAGAAAAAUUGUCAUCCUAUUUAAUCACGGAAUUGAAUGGGAAAGCUGUAUGUUUGGUGUGUUCAGAGCAUGUUGCAGUGCUGAAAGAAUAUAACCUUCGUCGCCACUAUGUGAGUCUUCAUGCCGACAAAUAUGACAACUUUCAAGGACAGCGGAGAUGAGAGAAGGUGAAUGAACUGUUGGCGGGUCUGAAGAAACAGCAGUCUGUGUUUACUCACAGCCGAGACAUCAGUGACGCUGCAGUGAAAGCUAGCUACCUCAUUGCUAAUGAAAUCGCAGUGGCUUCAAAACCAUUUAGUGAGGGUGAAUUUGUAAAAACAUGCAUGAUGAAGGCAGCGGAGAUUGUGUGCCCUGAAAAGCGGCAGGCUUUUGCAAAUAUCAGCCUGACAAGAAACACAGUUGCAGACAGUAUUUCCGAUCUUUCAGUGGAUUUGGACAGCCAGUUGAAGCAAAAAGUAAAGUCAUUUAUUGCGUUUUCGGUUGCAUUUGAUGAAAGCACGGACAUUACAGAUGUUGCACAACUGGCCAUUUUUUCAUCCGCGGAGUUGAUGACACAUUGACGGUCACCGAGGAGUUCGUGGAGUUCGUGCUGAUGACAGAUACAACGACAGCAGCUGAUAUUUUUACCGCACUCGUCGGCGCGCUGGACAGGGUCGGAGUGGACUGGUCCCGCGCUGUCAGCCUGGCUACAGAUGGUGCGCCCUCAAUGAUCGGGAAAAAAGCAGGCGUUGUGACAAAGUUCAGAGAGAAAGUGCAAUCUGCAAAUGGAGGACGUGAUUUUUUGACUUUUCACUGUAUUUUGCACCAGGAGGCUUUGUGUUGCAAGUAAUUAAAGAUGGAUAACGUCAUGAAGGUGGUCAUCCAAACUGUUAAUUUCAUCCGAUCCAGAAGCCUGAAUCACCGUCAGUUUGACAGCCUUCUCAGAGAGAAAGACCACAUCUAUGGCCUGCCAUACCACACUGAGGUAAGAUGGUUAAGCCGAGGUGCUGUGCUGAGGCGUUUCUUUGAUUUACGAUAAGAAAUUGAACAGUUCAUGGAAGAAAAGGGCAAACCAGUGUUAGAAUUUCAUUCCGCAGAAUGGAUGCCGGACCUUGCAUUUAUGGUGGAUGUUACAGAGCACCUGAAUAACUUGAACAAACAGCUGCAAGGGCGCAACAAAGUUGUCACACAGUAUUAUGACAGCAUACGUUCUUUCAAGUUGAAGCUGUCAUUGUGGGAGACGCAACUUGCCGGUGGUGAUGCAGCUCACUUCCCCUGUCUGAAAAAUGUGUGCGCGACCCAACAUGUGGCAGACAUGAAGCGGUUCAAAGAUAAAAUAACUGGACUGUUACGGGAGUUUGAGCAACGCUUUCAGAUUUAUGUUUAUAUGUUUUUAUGUUGAUGUGCUAUUGUUUUUAAUUGAUUUCAUUUUAUUUGUAUAUUUAACCUAUUCUUGACUCUGUGGUUCUUGCACUUGUUUGGGGAACAGGAUUUCAUUAUUUUUAUCUACAUUUCUGCCUGAGAAAUGACACCCUGAUAUAGUUCUGUGAUAUACUUCUGUGAAUCACUGAGGCAUUGUGUGUUUGUGUGUUCUUUGUCCUCAGAACUUUCAAAUAACUUGAGGUGUUUUAUGAUUAAUAGUGAUGUUGUGCUUUUGGACACUGUCCUCAGGCUCCAGCUUUAUGUUUAUAUGUUUUUAUGUUGAUGUGCUAUUGUUUUUAAUUGAUUUUAUUUUAUUUGUAUAUAUAACCUAUUCUUGACUCUGUGGUUCUUGCACUUGUUUGGGGAACAGGAUUUCAUUAUUUUUAUCUACAUUUCUGCCUGAGAAAUGACACCCUGAUAUAGUUCUGUGAUCUGUGAAACAGUUCUGUUAAUCACUGAGGCAUUGUGUGUUUGUGUGUUCUUUUUCUUUAGAAUUUUCAAAUAAACUUGACGUGUUUUAUGAUUAAUAGUGAUGUUGUGCUUGUACUAUUUUGGACACACUGUCCUCAGGCUCCAGCUUUAUGUUGUAUGUUGAUCGUAUUAAAACAAAGAAAACAAUCUGAAGUUGUUGUUUUUAAGUUAUAUAUACCAUGAUUUUUCCGUUCCGGCCCACUUGGGAAUAGAUUUUCCUCCAUGUGGCCCCUGAGCUAAAAUGAGUUUGACACCCCUGGUGUAAAUGAUAAGACGUUAGUGCAGGAAAUGAAGAAAUUGAUUAAAAUGCUGGAUGUGAACGCUGGAAUUAAACAAUUAACUAUGCAAAUGAGCAAAAGCUGAGAGCAUUAAGGAAAUAGACACCUGGCUCAAAUAGCGCCUGUUGUGUCCAGUGUUUUAAGCAAAUAAACACCCGGGCUAUUCAUUUAAGUUUUACAUUAUGGCCAAUAUACCACGGCUAAUAGCUGUAUACAGGCACUCCGCGUUGCAUGGAUGUCAACCCCAGCACAUGUUCAUGUCAUUGUUACCGAUCAACUGCAUUACAGUUCAAAAUGAUUUUGACUACCACCACCGAUUUCUGUAUGCUAGUUAUGUUAACCAGCUUAUAUAAAUGGAAUUUAGCAUUUAGCAGUCACUUCUUAACCUGAAAAGGGACAACUUCUACAUGUUAUGCAGCGAAAACAGCCAAAUAUAUCAAAAUCAACUUAAGGAACCACAUACAAUACAUCAAUCAUGACGAAUUUAAAGAAUAUCCACUUUGUUAGAUCAGAUUUGUUGAAUGUGUGCCAAUCUCGUCAAUGCGAUUGCAUCCCAUUGACUCCUUUACCGCAUCUAUGGCAUUGUUGAAUACCCGUUCCUGAUUGCCUUGAAGGGCAUUCUAGAGUGUGCAUUAUUUAAGUGUUAAUGCCCGAGAAGCCGGUGUUUGGAGGAUAUAUUGGCACGGGUGUUGUUAGGCCCGUGCCAAUAUAUGCCCUUGAGCAAGGCACUUAACCCUAGUUGCUCCUGUAAGUCGCUCUGGAUAAGAGCGUCUGCUAAAUGACCAAAAAAUAAUAAUAAUAAUAAUAAUAAUAUCCUCCAAACACCGUCUUCGAGGGCAUUAUCACUUUUAUACAAUGGGUUACCAACAUAUUCAAAUAAUGAUUGACAUAUUUUCAUUAAAAACGUUAUUUUGAUUAAUUUAUCCUCCACAAGAUAUAGUCCCGACACAAAUCUAGGGUUGUUACCCAAGCUGGCUGCUCGUUCGUUCUAUCGGUUCGGUUGCCAGAAACGCGACCCAGUCGUUCAGUCUUUUUGUUCUGUAUCAAUGGACGAGUCCCAGUCAUUCGUUCUAAAUGUUCCAUUGCCAUACUGGCUGGUAACGUUAUUUUCCCUUGCUUACUAGCUAGCCAACUACGGCUAACUUAAAGUCAAGUCAAAAAGUGCAGCCAGGGGCCUCCCGAGUGGCGCAGUGGUCUAAGGCUGCGUUACUACAUAUCCGGGUUCGAUACUGGGCUGUGUCGCAGCCGGCCGCGACCGGGAGACCCAUGAGGUGAUGCACAAUUGGCCCAGCGUCGUCCGGGUUAGGGGAGGGUUUGUCCGGCCGGGUUGUCCUUGUCCCAUCGCGCUCUAGCGACACCUGUGGCAUCGCGCUCUAGCGACUCCUGUGGCGGGCCGGGCGCAUGCACGCUGACACAGUCGCCAUUGGUGCGGUGGCUUCCGGGUUAAGCAUGCAUUGUGUCAAGAAGCAGUGCGGCUUGGCGGGGUUGUGUCGGAGGACGCACGGCUCUCGACCUUCGCCUCUCCCAAGUCCGUACGGGAGAUGCAGCGAUGGGACAAGAUUGUAACUACCAAUUGGAUAUGACAAAAAUGGGGUAAAAAAAGUAAAAGCAGCCAGAAUAACAGCAAAGUACCUGCAUUUGUUUAAGCUGUUUUCUAGUGACAUUUAUUUGGAUACAUUUAUAACAAUGAGCUAAUGAGUCGCAAUUUUGCCUGGCAUAGAAAAUGUGCUCACUCGUCAGGACACUGUUGUUCAGAAGAGCUAGCCAACAACACAGGUAACACAAUCACUUCAAACUGAAGCUGGAAAGACUGAAAACUAGCUGCACUUAAUUUAGUGUGACCUUUUUUCAAUAGACAUUUCUAUGUAUAUAGCCAUAAAAAUGAUGCCAGUUGAUUCAUGAUUUCGACUGGCUGAGAAACGCUGCCUGCCUGUCAGUCUUGUCCCGACUUGUUCAUUACUAUGGGACAGCUGGAGAUCGAAUUUGAAUAUUGAAACAAUGUUGCAAAUGUCGGAGAGACAGACAGCAAGGUAUAUACAAAUCUCCGCUGUUGAAAACUAAAUGUUAGUCUAAAAGAAAUGUGAGGUAAUGUCUAGAUGCUUUUUAUAGUGGAGAUCAAUUUAUAAAUUGCUUGGCUGGGCUGAUGAGACAGUGGAUUGCGCAGUCAGAUGUAACAGAGUAAAUAGGCAUUUUAACCUCAUAGAUUUAGCCGGUGGUAACUUGUGGAAUAGACACUGGCUGGAGUGCGGUUUUAACCAAUCAGCAUUCAGGAUUAGAACCACCCCAUUGUAUAAUUCCCUGUACGCACAGUAUAUCAGCACUGGUAGAAUUCAAUGGAUAUAAUUCAAUCUUGCAUGUUCAAUGUUUGAGCUGCUUUUGAAAUCAAAAGUCAAAUUGAAACAUUAUUGGCAUGGCUGAUUUCGAAUUUCAAAAAUAGCAAGCUAGGACUGAUGGUUUGGCUAGCUAAACUAGCAAGUCUGUUUGCUUGGUUACCAAGGCAACUACUACAGCUAUCUAGUGAACUUGAUAGCAAGGGAUAACGAACAUGGGACUCUAUGCACUCUUUGGAAAAUAAUGCAACUCCGUGGAAGGUAAGUUCCACUCUGCUAGUGCGUCGUGGAACACACCUUCCACAUGUUUAUAAUUUUCCAUAGAAUGCAUAGAUCCCCUUGUUGAUUAUCCCUUACAUAGUGCCAACAAUAGCUUACUGCUCCUCCAAAACAAAUUGUUCAAGUCAAACAAAAUGAAUGUGUUGAUAUGUACAGCCUAUAUUAUGCUGUAUCUUAGCAGUCUUGUGCAAUAUAAAACUAAAAAACAUUUAUAGCUGCAAUAUGUAACUUUUUGGCCAACCCAACCUAAUUCACAUUGAAUUUUGAGUUAUAGAUCGGUCCUUCUCAUUGAAAGCAAGUCUAAGAAGCGUUAGAUAUGUUCUAUGUGCACUAUUUCUAAUCUUCCCAUGCUUAAGUUUUGUUUUUGCGUCUUUUACUUUAGGCUUUGUACACAAGCUUCAAACAUACAAUAAUACAAUAUGUAUGGUUAUGGGAAAUUCACUGCUGUUUAUAUGGUACAAUGAUUGUUUUGUUACAUAAACUGAAACGAUUAGAAUUUUUGUGUGAUUUCUGCAUAGUGCAUCUUUAUCUGACAUUUGUCUGUCUACUCACUUUCAGUGAACGCUGUUGAGCAGAAGCACACGUUGUUUGGAAGACCAAAAAUGCUGCAACCCAGCGAUGACUACUGCUUACUGUAUCAUCAGGGCUUUGUCAACGGCUAUAGCAAAAAAAAACUCAUGCCAGUGUGGAACUCAUUCACUGUGGACAAACCUGUAAGAGUUCCAUGUCACUUCAUCUAAAGGCCAUCAUUUUUACAAAUCAGUGACUGAUCAAGUAUAAUUUGUUAGACUCAUUCAUUUGAACUCUCGGUUAAGUAUAACUUUGAUAUGUGAAUGUCAUGACACUUUCAUAUCCACAAGUCUUCACAUGAUCUAUUAUUUAGUCAAACAUAAGCUAUGAUGAGUUUAAACAAUGCCUCUCAGAUCAUCCACAGAAGCUAACUUUGAUUGAAUGACAACUAAAGGAAGGUUGGAAUGUAAAUUGACAUAUAAAGUACAGGGGUCAUCCUUGUCAAAAUGUAUUGGAGAAGAUCCAGGGUUGCUCUUUAGGUAUUGUCUUCUUCAAUGUUCCCCUUGCUUCCCUUGGAUGUUUUGAAAAUGAUGUGGAGAGUGGAUGUGAGGAAUGCAAGAAGGAGUUUUGUCAUGAAUCAUAAAUAUGAUUUCCAUCUCUUUGUCACCCUCUGUAGGAAGACAUGGACCCUUUGCCAGGAGUCACACCAGACUGUCUGAGGGCUGAUGUUCGCAUCCCGGCUGAUAAAAGUCCCAGAUGUGACCAGUAUGCUCCAGCUGGGAACAUUACCCAUGGUUUCCUCUACCCUCCCAGUACGUGGGAUGAUUUUACGUCUAUCCUUCCAAAGACACUAGUCUUAAGCAAACAGAAUAAGGCUGAAACAACAAAAGAGUCUAACUCCCAUCCCCAUAACUUUGCUUUUGUUUUUCUAACUUUGUUUGUCUAUGUAAUUUAAUUAGCGGACACUCAUAACCAGAGAGAUGUGCUGUAUGUGAUGUAAUAGUAGAAUGUACGUCAAAAGGAAACUGUCGCUAAUCUAGUUGCCUCCUCACUAAAAUAAUAAUGUAAUUCUCCCCCCAGGCAUCCUGCUGUCGAAAUAAUGAAGAAGUUAGUCUUAUUGAAGUAUCUCGUUGUUUGUGUUAUUUCUUAUAUGACGUCCAGAUCUCAACAAGACAGCAGAGGAGGAGUAUGAUGGCCUGUUGAUGAGCAAUGUUGUACCCAUGUAUCCUGAGUUCAAGAGUACGUACACUCUUCACAGUCUGAGACAGCUCUCUCUUGAUUCCUUUUAACCCAUUUUUUCCUCUCUUGUUCACUCACUGUACUCUAAUUCAGCUUGUCUCUCUACUUCUCUCCCUUACUCACUCCCUCACGUCUCCUACAUGUUGUAUGAUGAAAUCUUUAUUUAUUUAAAAUUAUUAUUAUUAUUAUGUACUUUUUUUAUUUUGUGAUUAAAUUUGUAUUUAGUUUUUCACACAACAUAAAAUAAGAACAUCAACAAACAAAACAGACACAACAAACACAGUCAACACCACACAAUGUCAUAUAAGUAGCUCCAGCUCAUGAUAAAUAGAAAAAUUAAAAUAGAUCAAAUCUUUAUUAAUGCGCAUCUCUUUAUUUUCAUAGAGAUAUGGGAUUACUUCCAGACUACAUUGCUGAAAAAAUAUGCCAGUCAAUAUAAUGGCAUUAAUGUGGUGACAGGCCCAGCAUUUGACUACAACUACGAUGGACAGUUUGAUUCUCAAGACCAGAUACAACAGUAUGUGAGCUCUUCUCUAUUAUACAAAACAGGGCCAAUUGUGUGUUCUAACAUGGGGAACAUGCCAUGGAGCAGAGCGGAAGCAAAGUUUAUAAAUCUCACAAAAGGCAAUCAUGAAACACGUAGUGUAGCAGAGCGCUAUCAGUGGGGCACAGAGGAUUGCAGCGAUGCCAGAUAGUUGUCUUAACCAGUGUUUUAUUUCUUGUUUUCAUUAAGGUUUGUAACAGGUACACAGAUUCCAAUCCCAACCCAUUACUUUGCAGUACUCACGAGCUGUAAGGACUCACAACCAGUGAGCAGCUGUAACAAUGAGCUACAGACCAUUUCCUUCUUGAUGCCACACAAAGCGGACAACUCAGAGAGCUGUAAUGUAAGGCAACCAUAUCACCUCCAAAGCACUGGACACUUUUUUGUAAAAAUAAUAACAAAAAAACAAGAAAAACUGGACAGGUCUAAGUACUUGAAUUGCAAGUACAGAAAGUUCUGGAAUGAUGUACAUUCUGUACUCUCUUUCUCCUACCACUGACAAACACAUAGGGAAAUGCAAAAAAAAAGAAAGUAUUUUAACGUUGAGAAAACACCUAUAAUUUCAUGUGUUUUGAAGACACCUUUUGCAUGACCCUUUCCAAACACCUGGCAACUAUCAUUAUUGGUGGGAAACCCCUGGUUCGCACCUUGAUGUGGAUUGUGUUUAGUGUGUAGUCCAGAUUGCAUUAGAGUUUAGGCCGGUGGAGCUGUUACGGUUUGUUGCUCCUACUUCACUGUAUUAGUCAGCAGGGACGGCUUGUUCAAUAGGGCGAUAUGGGCGACGCACUGCCAAACGGGAAAAGGAAGGGAUUUUUUUUCUAAUCAAUUAUAAAAAAAAAAAAAUAAAAAAAAAUUAUAAUUUUUUUUUAAUAAAUUUAUAAAAAAUUAUAUCACGGCAACAGCAGUUAUCAGUGUUCACGUCUGAUCUGACAGCCACUAAAUGUCAAAUCAGGCUAAAGUCGUGCUUCAAAUGGCCCCGCCCGUUUUUUGGGCGAUUUCAGUCAGGUUGAAAAUCGCCCAGAAGUCUCUCAUAGCCUGUCAUGUAAAAUCUAUUUUUUUCACAUUUCAAAGCUUUCAAUACAUUCUCUAUGGGUGUCUGUGGGCUUGCACUUACGCGCUUUCGUCAUACAUAACGUAACCACGAAUGAACGUAACUAAGAAAAGACCAGGUAGCAGCCUCAAUCAAUUCACUACUACUAUCAAAAUGGCUAGGCUUCAGUCCAACUCGAUUGUGUCUUUGAAAGAAGUUCCUUUUUGUCGGCGAACAAAUUAAGAUAAAUUGGCAACGAAACAAUUAGGACCUCCCAGACCAAAUUUAAUAAUUCAACAGGUUUCUACUAAAGGCGGAAAGUCCUACACCUGAGGAUUUUCUAAAAAUUGGUACGAACGAAAAAAGACAUUGCCACUCACUCAACUGGAUGACGAGGGAUACAGGCUAGCUGUCCGCCGCCACAACGAUGAGGUUAGUGUUGAUAAUCACAAGUUUACUGGAUGUGGAUAUGGUGUAAUAAAGGCAGUUUAUUCAGAGGUAAAUAUAUCUGGAAUCGCGUUCACGGACCCGUUCGUCAAACUCUUAGGGAGCUAUAAAUUAAGCCCCAUUACUUACCAUAUCAGAUAAGAGAAAUUGCUGCAGCUACAUAUAUUUUACAUCCUGGCCCUACAUAGUUCACUAUUUGCAUCACUUACCAAAAUAUUACAUGUGGUCAUAUAUGCUUGGAAAGUGGAGAUGCCAUAGAACGUCAAAAAAGUAAACAUUGCUGGAGACACAUUGUCGUUUUGGAGAAGACAUCGCGUUUGCUAGCGAAGAGAUUUGUUGUGGCAAAUGAACUUGGCCUGGGAAUUGCCAGGAACCUCACGAUAAGAUAUAUGCAUCAGCAUUGCGAGUCUCAUGAUUCUAUACGUAUUGCGAUUCGAUACUGUGAUUUUAUUGCGCACCAUAUGUCUGUUGCAGAGGGAUCAGAAAGCCAUGAGAACGAGUUUUGAUCAGUCAUGGAAAUAAAAGUGCUGAAAACUAAUUGGCUCCCAAUGUGAAAAGAUUGAGAACAAGCUAUGAAGGAACAAUAAUGGUGUUUUGGUGCAGGUACAGCCAACUAGCGCUAAAAUAUUGCGAUAUUGUCAAUACAGUAUAUCGUAAAGUAUCACUAUGUAACUCGAUUUCUUUCACCCCAAUCCCUCAAAUUAACGGUAAAUAACUGAAUUGUUUGCCCCACAUUUAGCUAAGAUGAUUAGCUAGCCAGCUAAAAUGUUUUAUUUAGUUAGCAGUCGCAUCUACAAUAGUUUACUGUCAAUAACAUGUCUCCAAAAAUGACGUGGUGUCUCCAAUUGUGUUGACAUUUUACAAUUGCAAUGCGCAUCCAUGAGUAUCCACUUUCUGUAGCUCAGCUGGUAGAGCAUGGUGCUUGUAACGCCAAGGUAGUGGGUUCGAUCCCCGGGACCACCCAUACACAAAAAUGUAUGCACGCAUGACUGUAAGUCGCUUUGGAUAAAAAGCGUCUGCUAAAUGGCAUAUUAUUAUUAUUAUUAUUAUUAUCUGAAGAGAGCCCCGAAACAUUGUGUGCAGACAUUUUAUGUAAUAAAUGAAGUAGGUUCAAUCUAGUAGUUCUGAUCUUCUGAUUGGUCCUGAUGAGUUGGGCGAGGUCACCUCCAGGCUACUGUCACUGUUGCAUUGGCUCUGAGUCGGGUUCUCUGUCUUCAAAUGUUCAGCCUAAGAGAGGGGAUUUUUGUGUGUGUGUGUGUGUGUGUGUUUAACAGUGAUGAUGUGUGUGUGUGUGUGUGUGUGUGUGUGUGUGUGUGUGUGUGUUUAACAGUGAUGAUGUGUGUUUGUGUGUGUGUGUGUCCUCAGAGCAAGAACUCGUGAGUUGGAAGAACUGAGAGGCCUAUGGCGUGGGUGUUGUCCUUGGCCACCUGCUGACAAGGCUGACAAGAUAGGACCCUUUUGUCCAUUGUUAUUGGAUAGGAACAGAACUUAUAACCAGCUCCUGACCUAAAUAGAUCUUAGCACAACAUUUUACUCAACAUAUCAUAUUCCAUAUUCACUAUAACAAAUAUAUUUACUACGACAUUAGCAAGAACCGCCACAUCCUCAGCCGGCUAAUCCAGUGUGUGAAGUUUUGCGGAGUGUUUGAGUUAGCUUUGCGAGGCAAAGAUGAAACUGAGGGCUCCACCAACCCUGGUAAGCCAACACUUUUGAGAUCAGUCAAUAAAUGCUUCUGGUAUUGACUUAUAUGCUGCCCCUGUCUUCAUGUUGUUGCUGGACAUAUCUUUUUUUUAAAUGUGUGUAGGUCACCUAAAUCAUCAGAAAAAUUGCCCCUCCUGAGAAUUUUUUCAGGAGCCGCCACUGUUAGUCAGACUCAGACAUGAGUUAGCUACCACCAUAGUUGCAUCCAUUAUUUAAUUUUGCCCUAGACAAUACAGAAUACACUUAUAUGAGCUACAAACUAACUUGCAAAUCUGACUAGUAGGCUAAUGUUAGCUAGCUGUAGCUAGCUAGCCUACCUCACUAGCAUUAUCAAAUUAUAAUAAUACAUAACCAGUAUCUAGACAAUACACUUGUAUAAGCUACGACCUAACUAAUUUGUAAUGAGGUAGCUAGCUAGUUAUCUAGCUAGCUAGCUAGCCAAGCUAACAUUAGCUAAAAAGUUAGCUAGCCUGCCUUGCUAGCUAACGUUAGCUAGCCUGCCUUCGAGCUUGGCAAAAGGGGGCAUGGUUUGUUGACAUAAUUGUAAUCCAAACCCAACCUUCAUUUACUCGUUGUGACGCACUGAAGUUCCAAACUCCAUUUUAGACGAGUCUGACUUUAUGACCAAAAGUAUCCUAUUUUCUCUUUUUCCUACCACUGACAAACACAUUGGGAAAUGCAAAAAAGUGUUAUAACGUUGAGAAAACACCUGUAAUUUCAUGUGUUUUGAAGACAGUCAUCUUUUGCAUGGCUCUUUCCCAACACCUGGCAACUAUCACGAUGUUUUGGUGGAAAACCCCUGGUUCGCACCUUGAUCACAUUGUUUUUUUCUGUACCUCUGUCUUGUUGUGUCAACACGUAAGUAGUGAUAAUUACGGUCUGUGACACUGAUUCACUUGUUUUUAUACUUCCAUAGAAUGGUGACACGGCAUCUCUAUGGGUUGAAGACCACCUGUGGUUCCACCAAUCACGUGUCAGAGAUGUAGAGUGGCUCACAGGAUUGGAUUUCUAUCAAGGCAGCACCAGGCCUAUCCCAGAACUUCUAAAAGUAAAGACUCGCCCAACUGCUGUCAUUCACAGAAGGCCUUGAAAUGAAUUAUCUUUUGAAAUAUACAUGUAUUGGUAGAGGUAUUUGAUCAUUAUAAAAGCUGCAAUUUUAUUAAGUUGGUCUAGUGUGGGUAUUUAUCCACUUGUUAAUAAAUAUUUCAUGAUUCAAAUCAAUGCAGGGAGGUAUGCAAAUGUCAUGAAAAUGUAGAAUGCUUCUGUAGAGCACAAUAACCACAGAAGUAUUUUCCAACUUUAAAUUCCUGUGCAGAAAUUAUCCCCUAAUCUUCUGACUUCCACAGAAAGACCUGUUUGAAAAUUACAGGAAACAUAUCAGCUCAAUGAUCAUGUAUAAUGCAAUAUUUCCACCCAGCCAAACCCUCACAUGGCAUUACUGUUAUCUGCUGGCAUAGAGACAGCAAUGCUGUAGAAUACAUGUUGACUUCUUCCUCUUUUUUAUUUGUUGAACAUGUUAAUAAUGCAUCAUGAUUUAUAUGUAAUAGUGCAAAAUGUCUUUAUGAACAGUUAUGGUUCUUCCAAGUAAUGAGCAUUUGGCCUUAUGUCCCAGUCAGUCUGGUGUGUAAAAAACUGUGCAAUAGCAUUGAGUGGAUGAUUGGGUAUUGUAAGUGCAGUGUAACAUAUUGACUAUUCUAAUUCUGAUGAACAUUACAAAGGAGGAUAUGAUGGCAAAAUAUAGAUUUGACUUUUUAUUCCUGAUAUCUAAUUUCCAGAAAAUAAAUUGUCCCAAUGUACUUUAUGCCCAUGUAAAAGGCUGAGCAAUGUAUUGUAUCCAUUUAUCACCAUUCAUAGUCAUGGGUUUUUAAUGACUCAAUUACCGUGGAAAGGGGUCUGUCAGGAGAAUUUCCUUCCAAUAUUGUGAAUAGUAGAUUUCUGUGGUGUAAGUGAACCGACUGUAUACAGAAUAGUCUACAAAGUCUGCAAUGCUAUAUGUGAACUGAAAGACAAUUACAUAAAGUUCCCUGAUGCUGCUGCCCAAGCAAACUACAAGGUAGAGUUACAGUGGCUUGCGAAAGUAUUCACCCCCCUUGGCAUUUUUCCUAUUUUGUUGCCUUACAACCUGGAAUUAAAAUUGAUUUUUUGGGGGUUUGUAUCAUUUGAUUUACACAACAUGCCUACCACUUUGAAGAUGCAAAAUAUAUUUUGUUUGUGAAACAAACAAGAAAUAAGACAAAAAAACAGAACUUGAGCGUGCAUAACUAUUCACCCCCUCAAAGUCAAUACCUUGUAGAGCCACCUUUUGCAGCAAUUACAGCUGCAAGUCUCUUGGGGUAUGUCUCUAUAAGCUUGGCACAUCUAGCCACUGGGAUUUUUGCACAUUCUUCAAGGCAAAACUGCUCCAGCUCCUUCAAGUUGGAUGGGUUCCGCUGGUGUACAGCAAUCUUUAAGUCAUACCACAAAUUCUCAAUUGGAUUGAGGUCUGGGCUUUGACUAGGCCAUUCCAAGACAUUUAAAUGUUUCCCCUUAAACCACUCGAGUGUUGCUUUAGCAGUAUGCUUAGGGUCAUUGUCCUGCUGGAAGGUGAACCUCCAUCCCAGUCUCAAAUCUCUGGAAGACUGAAACAGGUUUCCCCUCAAGAAUUUCCUUGUAUUUAGCGCCAUCCAUCAUUCCUUCAAUUCUGACCAGCUUCCCAGUCCCUGCCGAUGAAAAACAUCCCCACAGCAUGAUGCUGUCACCACCAUGUUUCACUGUGGGGAUAGUGUUCUCGGGGUGAUGAGAGGUGUUGGGUUUGCGCCAGACAUAGCGUUUUCCUUGAUGGCCAAAAAGCUCAAUUUUAGUCUCAUCUGACCAGAGUACCUUCUUCCAUAUGUUUGGGGAGUCUCCCACAUGCCUUUUGGCAAACACCAAACGUGUUUGCUUAUUUUUUUCUUUAAGCAAUGGCUUUUUUCUGGCCACUCUUCCGUAAAGCCCAGCUCUGUGGAGUGUACGGCUUAAAGUGGUCCUAUGGACAGAUACUCCAAUCUCUGCUGUGGAGCUUUGCAGCUCCUUCAGGGUUAUCUUUGGUCUCUUUGUUGCCUCUCUGAUUAAUGCCCUCCUUGCCUGGUCCGUGAGUUUUGGUGGGCGGCCCUCUCUUGGCAGGUUUGUUGUGGUGCCAAAUUCUUUCCAUUUUUUAAUAAUGGAUUUAAUGGUGCUCCGUGGGAUGUUUCUGAUAUGUUUUUACAGUGAGGGAAAAAGGUAUUUGAUCCCCUGCUGAUUUUGUACGUUUGCCCACUGACAAAGAAAUGAUCAGUCUAUAAUUUUAAUGGUAGGUUUAUUUGAACAGUGAGAGACAGAAUAACAACAACAAAAUCCAGAAAAACGCAUGUAAAAAAUGUCAGAUUCCAAACUCUCCACCAUGGCCAAGACCAAAGAGCUCUCCAAGGAUGUCAGGGACAAUAUUGUAGACCUACACAAGGCUGGAAUGGGCUACAAGACCAUCGGCAAGCAGCUUGGUGAGAAGGUGACAACAGUUGGUGUGAUUAUUCUCAAAUGGAAGAAACACAAAAUAACUGUCAAUCUCCCUCGGCCUGGGGCUCCUUGCAAGAUCUCACCUUGAGGAGUUGCAAUGAUCAUGAGAACGGUGAGGAAUCAGCCCAGAACUACACUGGAGGAUCUUGUCAAUGAUCCUCAAGGCAGCUGGGACCAUAGUCAUCAAGAAAACAAUUGGUAACACACUACGCCAUGAAGGACUGAAAUCCUGCAGCGCCCGCAAUGUCCCCCUGCUCAAGAAAGCACAUAUACAUGCCAAUGAACAUCUGAAUGAUUCAGAGGAGAACUGGGUGAAAGUGUUGUGGUCAGAUGAGACCAAAACUCAACUCGCCAUGUUUGGAGGAGGAGAAAUGCUGCCUAUGACCCCAAGAACACCAUCCCCACCGUCAAACAUGGAGGUGGAAACAUUAUGCUUUGGGGGUGUUUUUCUGCUAAGGGGACAGGACAACUUCACCGCAUCAAAGGGACGAUGGACGGGGCCAUGUACUGUCAAAUCUUGGGUGAGAACCUCCUUCCCUCAGCCAGGGCAUUGAAAAUGGGCCGUGGAUGGGUAUUCCAGCAUGACAAUGACCCCAAACACACGGCUCAAGAAGAAGCACAUUAAGGUCCUGGAGUGGCCUAGCCAGUCUCCAGACCUUAAUCUCAUAGAAAAUCUGUGGAGGGAGCUGAAGGUUCGAGUUGCCAAACGUCAGCCUCGAAACCUUAAUGACUUGGAGAAGAUCUGCAAAGAGGAGUGUGACGUGAGAUGUGUGCAAACCUGGUGGCCAACUACAAUAAACGUCUGACCUCUGUGAUUGCCAACAAGGGUUUUGCCACCAAGUACUAAGUCAUGUUUUGCAGAGGGGUCAAAUACUUAUUUCCCUCAUUAAAAUGCAAAUCAAUUUAUAACAUUUUUUACAUGCAUUUUUCAGGAUUUUUUUGUUGUUAUUCUGUCUCUCACUGUUCAAAUAAACCUACCAUUAAAAUUAUAGACUGAUCAUUUCUUUGUCAGUGGGCAAACGUACAAAAUCAGCAGGGGAUCAAAUACUUUUUUCCCUCACUGUAUAACCCAACCCUGAUCUGUACUUCUCCACAACUUUGUCCCUGACCUGUUUGGAGAGCUCCUUGGUCUUCAUGGUGCCGCUUGCUUGGUGAUGCCCCUUGCUUAGUGGUGUUGCAGACUCUGGGGCCUUUCAGAACAGGUGUAUAUAUACUGAGAUCAUGUGACAGAUCAUGUGACACUUAGAUUGCACACAGAUGGGUUUUAAGUCACUCUGGAUAAGAGCGUCUGCUAAAUGACGUAAAUGUAAAUGUAAAUGUUUUAUUUAUCUAAUUAUGUGACUUCUGAAGGUAAUUGGUUGCACCAGAUAUUAUUUAGGGGCUUCAUAGCAAAGGGGGUGAAUACAUAUGCACGCACCACAUUUCCGUUAUAAAUUUUUUAGAAUUUGUUGAAACAAGUUAUUUUUUUCAUUUCACUUCACCAAUUUGGACUAUUUUGUGUAUGUCCAUUACAUGAAAUCCAAAUAAAAAUCCAUUUAAAUUACAGGUUGUAAUACAACAAAAUAGGAAAAACGCCAAGGGGGAUGAAUACUUUUGCAAGGCACUGGCUGAUAGAUGGAUGUCAUAUUCCCAUCAAGUGUCCCUCUACAGCAGAUACUGAGGAGUACAGGAACCAUUAAAUCUGGUCAUCAAUAAAUGUAGAAAGUGUGUGCACUCUCAAUUUGCAGAUCUCCAAUAUUGUUGCACGUUGGAAAGGUGCAACUCAUGACUCAAGGACUUUCCAAAACUCGUCUUUGUAUGCUCAGCUUGAAGGAGGAUAACAUAGUGGAGUCAUACUUGGUGACGUUGGGUAUGUACAGACCAACUUCUUGUUCACCCCCUAUCUUCAUGCAAUAGGACCUGAGCAACAACGGUACAACCAAGCUCAUAUCCGCACCAGAGGUGUAGUGGAGCUCAUGUUUGGUGUAUGGAAGAGUCGUAUCCAGUGUAUCAGGAACACAUUGCACUUUCCACCAAGAAGAUGCUGCAUUGUCUUAAUUGCAACAGCAGUGCUUCACAAUUACCUCAAACAGCAUGGCUGCCCAGAUCCUCGUAUUGAAGAUGAGGAAGACCCAGAUGUUCCCAUGGUUGACAGAUAUGGACUGGCCUGCAGAGAUGUUUUUGCUAUGCAGCACUUCUCACAACAAAGAUAGCUCAAGUGAUUGAAGCGAACAAUAGCCAUGGAUUGGUAACAAUAAGGUUUUUAAUUCACAAAUGGAAAUAUUGGGACCCCGAACUGGUGCUGGUUUGAGUAGAACAUUGGUACUGCUGCUGCUUCCUGUUUCUCUCCUCCUCCUUCAUAGCCAACUCAACAUGAAGGAUUUGCAUCUUCAUGUUCUUCUUUUAAAUAGAUUAGUUUGCAUUCAUGAAAUUCCAUGGCCUCUUUGUCAUGCAUGCUCAGCCUAUUUGUCUUUGUUCUCCGGCCCCGGUUAGUGACACAAUCUUCCCUCCUGACUGCUGAUGAUGUAGCGGGCUGACCUUCAUCCUAUCUCAUACCCUCCAAGCUAUGGUGAUCAUCUGCCUCUAGAAAAUGAUUACAUUGCUGCAAUAGUGAACAUCAUUUUUUCAAGAGUUUAGUUCAUUACAUAAUUGUAUUAUGGGAGUGCAAGAGAUGACUGACAACAUUACACAUUCCCUGCAGUCCGGGGAUUGCACAUAUUGAAUGAAUGUUUCCUACCAAAUGAGGAUUGGAACGGUCCCCCAUCUGACCUGUCCAAAUGGUCAUCAUCGGGGAUACCUUCCAGGGGUUGCUGGCUAUCAUUGAUCCUGAUCAACAAGUCCCCCAGCUCAUCGGUCUCUGGUCUUACUGGGGGCUGCCACCAGUUCAGAAGAAACAGACAAUGAUUCUACUGAAAGUCAGUUAUUUAUUUGGAAAAUGUUUGAGGGAGAAAAUAACUUCCAAUACAUUUCCAUAUCCUUUAGAUGACAAUUACCAGAGUGAUUUCCAUUAAUCUUGAUAAUUAUACUGAACGAAAUUGUUGGUCCCAGAAAUUUUCCAUACGCACAGUAUUUUUGAAUAAACACAGGGUUGGCUUUCUUUGGAAUAGAUAUGUGCGUCUUUCGCUUACAAGGCAAUGAGGGCUGACAUUAUUUUAGAAAGAAAACAUAUGCUGUAUGGGGAAUCCAGCCAAUCACCGCUCGAAAGGGUGAAUCACCACAGGGUGAGAUCUCCUCAAUCACAUAGAACCAAGGUUGCAUUAGUAACCCAUAUAUUGUGGUUGAAUGUUAUUCUCAUGGUUGCUUGUGUUAUUAUUCGGGUUUAAAGUUCCAUUAUGUUCCAGGAAUUCUUUGAUGUCUGACUGGCUCUCUGAUUCACAUCAGUUGGACCUAAGAUCUGGGAAACUCUCCAGGGCCAGGGUUGGGACACGCACGCACACACACACACACACACUUUGCUAAUUCAGUGCGUCUCUGUUGGCAAUUAAAUGAGCUGCACCAGAUGGUCACAAAGCAACAACGGUCUUCUGAGAAUAUCAGCACAAGAACUCUCCUUUUAUUAUUUUUUUUUUCUCCUCUUCAAA
This is a messenger RNA of Coregonus sp. 'balchen', 39150 nucleotides long. The record is from the annotation of a GenBank genome assembly. NCBI's taxonomy places the organism in Eukaryota, Metazoa, Chordata, Actinopteri, Salmoniformes, Salmonidae.